Molecule: messenger RNA, 1053 nt
Organism: Benincasa hispida (wax gourd)
Lineage: Eukaryota; Viridiplantae; Streptophyta; Magnoliopsida; Cucurbitales; Cucurbitaceae
Gene: DMP7
Product: transmembrane protein, putative (DUF679 domain membrane protein 7)
Biological process (GO): endomembrane system organization
Source: RefSeq, a predicted model, not a curated record
CGAACCCAAUAAAAACAAAAACAAUAAAAAUGAAAGACGUUGAAACAGAGCAACUCAAGUUUAGUCAAAACAACAAAUUGAAGCAAAAUUAAUGUUCCGUUGUUCAUUAUCAAACCCAAAAACCCGUUUCCAACCAUAAAUAUAACGCCGUUCUAGACUGUUUCUCUAAUUCCUUCCAAUUAAACAAAAAUAACAAAGUCCCAACUUAAUCUCAAAGUCCUUGCAGCAUUUCGGUUCACUACCAUUCCAUCAUCUCUCCCAAAAAAAUCAUUUAUAAACAUCUCAUCACACGACCAAGAACAAGAUACACGAACAAGAACACAAACACAAAUCACAAAGAAGGUAGUAAUUCGUGAAAAUGGAAGGUGAAAUCGAGAGCCAAAUUCAGCAGGUAGCGCCUGGCGAAGGGCUGCUGCAAGCGAUCCAACAGCCAUUACUGGAAAAUGCCUUAACAAUGGCUUCAAAGCCAACAAAAACACCAGCCCAAAAAGCCAUUAGAAAGACAUUCAAAGGAACAGCCCAUUUAGCCAACCUCCUUCCCACAGGCACUGUCCUCGGCUUCCAAAUUUUGUCCCCAAUUGUCACACACCAAGGUCAUUGCAAUACCCAUGUCAGCCAAACCAUCACCCUAGGCCUCAUUUUGCUCUGUGCCAUCUCCUGUUUUUUCCUCCUCUUCACCGACAGUUUCCGGGACAAACGUGGCAAAGUCCGAUACGGGGUUGCCACGUUUCAAGGCUUGUGGGUUAUUGAUGGCUCAAUAACCCUUCCCAAAGAAGAAGCCGCUAAAUACAGGCUUCACUUCAUCGAUUUCUUUCAUGCCUUCGCUUCUCUUUUGGUUUUUGUAGCUGUUGCUUUGUUUGAUGAAAAUGUGGUCAAGUGUUUCUACCCAAUGCCGUCUGAUGAAACAAGGGAGCUCUUGGUUGUGUUGCCUGUUGGAAUUGGUAUCUUAUGCAGCUGCUUUUUUAUUGUUUUUCCUUCUAAACGACAUGGCGUUGGAUUCCCCCUCUCUCGUGAAUAGCCAACCCAAUUUCCCAUUUCAAACUACCAACUAAU